Messenger RNA from Nicotiana tabacum (common tobacco), 1355 nucleotides. Lineage: Eukaryota; Viridiplantae; Streptophyta; Magnoliopsida; Solanales; Solanaceae. The record is from RefSeq and is a predicted model, not a curated record.
UUCUGCUGCACUAUGUAUGAUUGAUGAAACCCAGAAAUGAAAAAUAUUAUAAAAAUAAAAUAGGCGCAGAAAUAAGAAUCUCCCUUGUGCGAGUAACUCUCUUCCCUCCCUCUUUUCUUCAUUACGUUCCAUUCUUUCACUCUGUUGCACUUACCCCAAACAAAUCCUCCUUUGGGUUUUCUUUAGUCUUUCCUUUUUGUGGGGUUUGCCUAAUUCAAAACCCUUGUUAUCCCCCUUCAAACACCAUUUUUUUUUUGCUUAAUCUUGUGAUUUGCCAAUCUUGAUUUGUCUUUCGUUAGAAAAAAGUUGGAAAUUUUAUUAGUUUUGGGGUAGUUUCUAGGGUUUUCUUCACUUUUUAAAUGCAAUUUACCAAGAUUUGCUGUCAGUUUCUUCUCAGCAUUUGCUCAAUUGGAUGGUUUUAUCAUAACCCAUUUUGAUUUCCUGGCUAAUGAUUGCAACUUUGUUUAAAUUCUUGGUUUAAAGAUUGCAACUUUGUUCAAAUUCUUAGCUUAAAAAUUGGAACUUUGUAGUGGUGAAGAGGGAAGAUGAAUAGUGUUUUUAAUGAGCAGAUACUUGCAGACAAGCUUUCGAAGCUCAACAGCACUCAGCAGUGCAUUGAAACAUUGUCCCAUUGGUGCAUCUUCCACCGAGAUAAAGCAGAGCUAGUUGUUACAACAUGGGGUAAACAGUUCCACAGUUCCGAAAUGGCUCAGAAAGUCCCUCUACUGUACCUGGCAAAUGACAUCCUACAAAACAGCAAACGUAAAGGAAAUGAGUUUGUCACCGAGUUUUGGAAGGUUCUUCCUUCAGCACUAAAGGAGAUGGUCGAAAAAGGAGAUGACCAUGGAAAGAAUGUAGUUUCCAGAUUGGUUAAUAUUUGGGAAGAAAGGAGAGUUUUUGGAUCUCGAACGCAGAGCUUGAAGGAUAUAAUGCUUGGAGAACAGCUGCCACCACCAUUAGAGUUUGGAAGAAAGCGAAGUCGUUCUGUCAGAAUAGUUAAAAGGGACUCACGGUCCAUAAAAACGAAAUUGACCGUCGGAGGAACAGCUGAAAAAAUAGUGUCAGCAUUUCACUUGGUAAUCAGCGAACAUUCUACUGAAGACGAAGAAAUGAACAGAUGCAAGUCUGCUGUCCACCAUGUUAGAAAGAUGGAAAAGGAUGUUGACAUGGCCCUUACAAAAGCAAAAGAUCCAAAGAGGAAAACCUUGUCGAAAGAACUGGAGGAGGAAGAAAAUAUUUUGAAACAGUGUAUUGAGAAACUUAAAGUUGUUGAGGCAAACAGAUUGACUCUUGUUUCACAGUUAAAAGAAGCACUAAAUGAACAGGAAUCUGAACUAGAGAAUGUUCGGACUCAG